Messenger RNA from Ceratitis capitata (Mediterranean fruit fly), 9056 nucleotides. RefSeq names its product serine-rich adhesin for platelets. Lineage: Eukaryota; Metazoa; Arthropoda; Insecta; Diptera; Tephritidae. The coding region runs from base 570 to 8543 and encodes 2657 amino acids. The record is from RefSeq and is a predicted model, not a curated record. Gene Ontology annotation, biological process: regulation of gene expression. Gene Ontology annotation, cellular component: nucleus. The transcript is spliced from 12 exons.
UUUUUUACAACUCCACAAACAACAUUUUUAUGUGCCAAAAGUGUAAAAUAUAAAAAAAAAUGGAAAAAACUUAACAAACCUAUGCAAACUUGAACGCAGGAUUCCAUUUUAUAUAUUCCUAUGCAAUAAUUUUAAAAUUUGUAAACGGUUUUAUGCAAAAUCUACAAACAGAACUACAUUUUAUGUAUAUUACUUUGUAACAACUGCAUUUUUAUACAUUUAAUGGAUUUAAAAAAUAUACGAAUUAUGAAUAUAAAAAAUUCUGAACAUGUGAAAUAAGUAGGAAAGCAACAAUUUGUUAUACAUAAAUACCACAUACAGUCCCAUUUUUAAAGGAAAGUUUUUCUACUCGUUUUAAAAGUAAGCACAUUAAAGUUUCCCAUACGUAUCCGCUCAUAUGAAUAUGCAAAAUCAACAGGUUGCCAAACAAUGAAAAUAGACUUGCCUUUAAACAAAUCCCAAUAGUGUGUUGCAACUCAUCAGCAACAACAACAACGGCAGCACACUCCUUACUUCAAAACAUUUAUUGUCACAUGUGCAACUGGGAAACUUGGCUAUAAGUUCAAGUUAUGGAACUGCCAUCGAUGGUGCAACGCUCCGGCGAUACGCUGAUUGUGCGUAGUGUCGUCAGUGGCAAUCAAUUGUACUUGGAUCAGGGUGCUGCAUCCACAAACAAUAACAAUAAUAAACAUAGUAGUCCUUCACCACUGCAGCAGCAACAGUCGACUGGCGCAUCCAACAUAUCAAAUAAUGCGCUGGAACAAAUAGAACGCUAUCGUGUCGCAGCAGCGCAAUAUCAUUUGCAACAGCAGCAUCAACAGCAACAAAAUGUUACACAACAGCAACAACAAAAUGCAGCAGCUGCUUCAGCGGCAGCACAACAACAAGCGAUGGAGCUGAAGGAUGAGGGUCUGCCACAGUGUAAAAUCAAACGGAAUUAUAGCUGCAGCUAUUGCACAUAUUUCACACAGAAUCCGCGUUAUCAUUUAACACAUCUGCGUGAUGUGCACGGGGAGAAGAUUGUCAUUAAUAAGUGUAAAUUGUGCCUAUACGCGUCGAGACAUUUCCAAAAGUUGGUCCGUCAUAUGAAAAUGGUGCACGGUUGCACCGACGGUGUGACCGGCGGCCAUGGACAGCCGCGUGGUAAACGCGGCAUGAGCCGAGAAGCGCGCAAGCGAAAAUUGGAGCAAAGUGUUGGCUUGGGCAGUGCACCCAUAGAAGUCAGCGGCGCCAGCGGUAAUGUGGCGAUCAAUGGCGGCAUAUCAAAGAUGCCAACUUAUGAGCAGGUCAAACGCGAAUUAGAACUACAACGCGAUUCACUAAUCGCCGUCGUUUACGAGCGUGAAUUGCAAGCACAACGUGAACGCGAGCUGGAGGCUCGCCAGCAAGCACAAAACGUCUACGAACAAGAAAUGCAAGCAGCCUCCGCAGCGGCAGCAACUACUGAUGCACAGCGUCGACAGUCGCCUAUCACAGCAGCUGCGACUAAUAACAGUAGCAAUACUAGCAUUUCCGUUAACAGUACCAGCAAUAGCGGUGGCAAUAGUCAAAGCGAUUUUCAAUUGCCGCCCGCUCACCAACAACAACUUAAUAUCAAUACCCGCAUUAUCGAGUUAUCCCCAUCACCCUCCGAUUCGGUUUCCUCUGGUGGACAAGGGACAGAUGCAGCCAGCGCAGUUGGUUUGCACUCUGGCAGCGUUUCAUUGUCUUAUGUUGGUGAUGAGCCCACACAAAAUAGGCUUUUGAAAUGCAGUCUCUGCGAUUUUACCACAUUAUUUCGAGCACAGUUGGUCGAUCAUGAGCUGGACGAGCAUUGUAAAACGAAAUUCUUUCGCUGUGAAAAGUGUUCGUAUGUAACACACAUUAAGGCACGCUUCAGUAAACAUGUCAAAUAUCACUCAAUGCCCAUGAUCAAGUGUGUCACCUGUGAUUUUCGCACGCCCUAUAAAUGGAAUCUCGACAGACAUAUGAAGAAUCAUGGUGGCACCGGUCCAUUCAAAUGUGCCGCUUGCGAUUUCACAGCUGAUAUAAAGCAAUCACUGACAGUACAUGAAAUGAAUCAUCAUGUGCCACCGGUGGGGCAUGCAGCAGGCAUGUCUUUGGCACGACGACGCAAUAAAGUUGGCGGCACCGAUUUGUGUGAUGAUUUCCUAAGUGAUUCUGCCGACUUGCUAGAGGAUCAUUACAAUAAUAAUAAUCUCGAUGAUUACGAUGAAGCUUUAAUGACGGUGGAACCGUACAACAAACGUGGCAAGUAUGAUGAUGAUGAGCCCACCGACUUGUCAGCCAAGGGUGGCUCUUCUGACACAUCUUCCGUGCAUAAUCACAGUGUGAGCUUAUCGCAAACACCAAAGGCAAAGCGUCCAAUACCGAAUCUCAUUCCGAUACCGAAAAAUACCAAUUCUAGCAUUAUAAAUCUUUCGAAAGAGUUUGCCACCCCUCGCAGCUCUCUCACCGAUAUCGCUUCCAUGUUUUUCAAUGAUAAACAAAUUUCCGAGAUGCUGCAGCCACUAGAAAAAGCGGAUGCAUCCCAACUAUCACCCACCCCCACGGUAGUGUCCACAUCGAGUCAUGCUUCACGUAGUUUAUUGCAGAAGAAACCCAUACCAGGUGGCAGCUUUUUCGAUAAAUUAAAGUCAUCCGCCUUGGCUGGACCAAAUGAAAACCUCAUCUGCCCUUGUGGUCAUAUGGCGAAAUGUCUCUCUGAGUCCAUUAUACACCGUAAAACAUGCAACUUCGCCGCAAUCGCGGAAGAUGAUGUAGAAGAGGAGCAAGAUGAUGCUGACGAUCGGUUGGAGAUCGAUUUUACAGAUGAUGAUGAUCGGCAAUCACAUUCAGCAUUAAAUUUGAGUGUUACCGGUUCCACACGUUGUCAGCAUUGUCGUCACCGCUGCAAAUCAUCGGCGGAUCUGCUGAAUCAUUUGAAGCAGUGCACCGAAGCGAGCCGUUGUGGCAAUGACUCAUAUGAUUCACUUUCUGGUGACAGCAGUGGUGGACGGGCUGGUGGCGGAGAUUCCAAUGCUGAACAACAUCCGAUGGAGAAUCGUGUAUUCAUAUGGAAUAAAAUACCGGGAGGUGAGGCAGGUCAACGUGAAGGGAGUCAGUGUUCCGAUAGCCGUGGGCAGGCCAACAAUAACGCAGAGUCAUCUGGUAGCAGCGCACAUGGUGGUGGCAGUGCCACAUGCGAGGAAAACAGCUACUACGGUGUUGAAACAGCACCCGGUUAUGGUGAGGUAACGAAAAAGAUGACACCAGAAGAAGAGGCAGCUAAUUCUUCAUUGAAAAAAGUUUACAAAUGCCCACAUUGCUCAUUUUGGGCUUCCACAGCUUCACGUUUUCACGUACACAUUGUCGGUCAUUUGAAUAAGAAACCCUUCGAGUGCUCGCUUUGUUCGUAUCGCUCCAACUGGCGUUGGGACAUUACAAAGCAUAUACGCCUAAAGACCAUACGUGAUCCUAGUCACAAGAACGCUCGUGUGCUGAUGAAUGACGAAACCGGGCGUCGUAAUUACACCAAAUAUAAUAAAUAUAUUACAUUGAUGAAGGUGACAGAAGAGGAUGGUGAUCCGAAAUUAAUGAAAUCGGGCGAGAUGACACCCAAUCAAGUGGCAUCACUUUCCUUUAUCAAUGAUUUCAAUAAAAGUGUUGGGUCUAACGCAUUGACCUCUACACAUUUGAAUGGCAUCAAAGAAGAUAUAACAUUGGAACCAAUACCAACGAAAUCAAUUAAUGGCAAUAAUAAUAAUAAUAGUGGUGACCAAAUGUCCGACGGUUUGAUACGUCUGCCUUUUCUAGCUACCAUGAUGAACGCUGCUAUGUCACAGCAGCAACAACAAAAGGACCCUGAUCAAGGUCAAGCCACAUUGAUAACGCCUUCAGUAACGAUUUCGGCGGUGAAACGCUCGCCGCCGCCACUCAUGAAACCAAGUGAUGAUCUCGUUACGGAUGUCCGACAGGAGGGCAAUGAGAAGAAAACUUUCUAUCGCUGUCGUAAAUGCAGUUUUCGUCAUGCCAAUCGCGAUGCUGUACUCGCCCACGUCAAGAUACAUUACCAGGAUGGGAAUUAUCCCAUUGUAACAGCAACAGCAACCACUUCGCCUAAAUCUGCAAAUCCACAGCAGCAACUACAGCAACAACACAACACGCCACUACAAGUGGCUGUCAAUCCAAAUAUUUACAUGAAUAAUGUACUCGCCGCAAUGUGCCUUUCCCAACAACAACAACAACAACAACAACAACAAAAACAACCCAAUUCUGGCGCGCCAACUAACAGCAAUGAUCAGCAGCAGCAGCAGCAACAACAACAUUCCCUAAUUUCAACCGGCUUAUUACAACAGGCCAUCCAAGGUGCUUCACCAAAUUCACCAUUCGGCUGUUUGGCAUUAUCGCUUGCCGGCAAGAGUCCAGCUAAAGCAACUGCUUCUAUUUUAGAGCACGGUGAGCAGAAAGCGACACAAAACGAGGCAAGUGCCCAAAGGCCGACGUCGCCCAAACAACAAAACAGUUGCAAUAACAAUAGCUACAACAACAGCAUAAACCAAAAUAACAUUGCCAUAACUAAUUUAGCGACGAUGUCUUCAUCGUCGUCACCUUCACCCAACUCCUCGGGCGGCUUCAUAGGUGCUGGUAUAGUCGGUACGGCCACAUCAGCAUCGGCAACAGCAGCAUCAUCGUUGCAACACUUGUUGACCUCACCGCGUGGCACUUAUACAUCGUUAUCAGCAUCAUCAUCAUUACGCAAUCAAUUGCAUUCGCCUACAAUAAGCAACAACAACAAUAAUAAUGGUGGUAGCGUUGGUGGUGUCAGUGGUCAUAUCAAUAACAAUAGUAAACUAAAUAAUAAUAAAACUUUGGUUAUGGGUGCAUUAACAGCUAUGAAAGACAGCAAUAGCAACAACAACAACAACAACAGUGCAACAACACUUUUGCACAGUUCAAAUGACAAUGUCUUUGAUUCGCCUACAAACCCAGCAAUUUUGCCAACAACAGCCGAUGCAAGUGGUUAUUCAUCUUCAUUACUCUCAUCACCAAGUGCAGCAGCAUCAAGUGGUGCACUUGCACUCAACACGCCUAGUGCCACAACAGUAACUACACUUCUAACUACUCCUACAAAUUCUGCUAAUUCAUCCAUUGGUGCAAGGUCCUCUAGCAAUCCAUAUCAUAUGCAAAUGGGUCUCAUCGGUGCUUCGUCUAUUGCCACCAACAAUCCAAGUGGUAGCAUUGGUGAUGGUGGUAGUGUUAAUAACGUUGGUGUUGUUGGUGGUGGUGGUGGUGUCGGUGUCAUUGGUAGUCACACGACUCAUAGUGAUAUUAAUAAUAGUCUAUGUAUUGGUGGUAUUAUGUUUGGUUCUAAUAAUUCUAAUACAACUACAACUACUACUAGUUUAAUUCGCAAUACUUCUUCCAUACCUCCUACUACUACUACUACAUCAACAACAACAAUAGCUAGCAGUCCAACAACUGCUGGCCAUAGUGGUGGGGCAUCAUCAUCUUCAUCUAAUUUGUUAUUGAAUUCGGCUCAGUCGGCAACAGCAGCGGCGGCAGCGGCAGCGGCAGCAGCUCUUUAUGCUUCCAAUGCGAUAACAUUGUCACCGACAACGACAAACAAUUUCAAUAGCCAUAAUAUCAAUAUUAUUAAUAACAAUAAUAAUAUCAAUAAUACACAAAAUCUCAAUCCAAAUCAGAGUAACAAUUGUAGUAAUUUAUUAGUAAACGACAGCGAGCGACGUGAACCGUCGCCGUAUCGUUGCGGUCAUUGUCAUCAAGUAUCAAAUUGGAAGCAUGUCAUUCAGCGGCAUUGUCGUUUGAAACACGCUGGCGACAUACGCAUCGAAACCCUUGAUCGCUCCAUCAACCCCAACGAUCGUAAUGCGCCGCCCGUUUAUCGACCGCUCGGCAAUGGCGCGACCAAUGAAUCCAAUUAUGGGCUCACACUUAAAGCCUUACAACAACAGCAACAGCAGCUUCAGCAACAACAACAGCAGCAUCAGCAGCACCAGCAAUCGCCACAUCUGCAGCAAAACAACAUUGCUGGUCCAUCAGCAAGCAACUCAGUACUUAUGAACAACAACAACAGCAGUAGCCAUAAGGCUGAACACAGUCUUCUACACUCACCACUCGCCGGCACAGCAGCCGCCAAUGCAGCCACCACACCGCAAGAAUUGCAACAAGCUGCCGCUGCUUAUUUGGCAGCCACCUACAAAGCGGCCGCUGCUUCCGGUGGCAAUAGCUCGGCUGCCGCUGCUGUUGCCGCUGUAGCUGCGCUGGGUAUUACCAGCGAGGAUUUGUUGUUGCAUCAGCAAUUGCAACAAAAUGAUCAAAUUGAAAUCACACGUCUGCCUACUGGCGGUCUGUCCAGUGCUGGUAUGCAGUCGCAGGCACAGACGCAGUCUCAGCAGCACCAACAACAACAACAACAGCAGCAGAAUUCCAAAUGUAAGCAGCAAAAGUGUCCACUGUGUCCUUACAUCUCGGAGAGUAAAUCGCAAAUGAACUAUCACAUCUCGCUGCAUAAGCCCACACAGUACGAGUGCUCGUUGUGCACCUUUGUGUGCGCCAAGAAGCAGCAUUUGAGCAGUCACAUGCGCACCGUACACCAGCAACAUAGUUUGAGCGGCUCCAAUAACCCGAUGAGCAGCAUGAGUGCCGCUCUCAAUUCCAUGGAUUUCAGCAUGGCUUUGCAAUUGGCUGCCGUGGCGCAGGCGCAACAGGAUCCAUCAUCACCACUGGCUAUUGAUCUGACAGCUUUAAAACAGAAAAUCUCUGCUGUGCACCAGCAACAACAACAACGUCUAACACAACAGACAAAUGCACAAGAACAACCACACACACCUCUCACCUUCCCACACCCGCAUGCGCCUUUAACUGGUGAAAACCAAAUUAAAAGUAUACUCUUUUGUCCCAAGUGCCCUGCGCGUUAUAUGCAAAAAUACAGUAAGACCUCCAAUGCCAGAGCGGAGCUGGAGGAUCAUCUGAAAUAUCAUAACGGCAACAGCAACAACAGUGACAUGCAACCCGCCUACAAAUGUGAGUUCUGCGAUUACGCAGCACCACAUGAAACACAUAUACAAAAGCACCGUUAUGUGCACACACGCACAUACCAGGAUAAAUGUGCUGAGUUAUACAAGCACUUGCCGGAAGAUACCGAAUAUGCGUCACCCAAACUCAUGCAAAUCACCUUGGCCAAGAGUCUGCAACAGGCGCCCGAGACCAUUUGGAUAGUUGAUAAUGAUUUGAAUGAGCAAUGCAAGGUGCAACAGCAACAUGCCAGCAUAUCCUCCUCAUCCGUCACGCCCACAGCGUCAGCAACAACACCGGCAACAAUGCCAACAACAGCACACUUCGAUACAGCCAAUUCGCUGCUGAAGAAACAAUUGGAAUCCGGCAUGGGUAGUAGCAGCAGUACUGUUAUUGGUAAUGCGACCAUGCUGAGUUCACCUUCCCCUACGCACACUUCCAAAGAGCUCGCCAUAGCCGACGCUGAUGAUUCCUCGAAUAUGCCAUCGACCAGCGCUUCGGUGGCCACAAGUGAUUUGGCUGUAGAUGGCGGCAGCGAUUUCACCUCCAGCAUUGCCUCACCAGCACCCAUGGAGAAGUGUCUCUACUGCCCCUAUGAAACGAAACAUACCACACUAUAUAAAGCACAUCUACAACAUCACAUUUGCAUUAGCAACCAGAAGGAGGCCUACACCUGCGAACAUUGCGAUUACAGCGAUGGCAAGCAGGAGCAUAUUGAAGAGCAUACACGCGUGCACUUCAGUGCAGUGGAAAAACUAAAAUCUGUUGCCUUCUUCACCUCCUACGACAAUUUGGAGUUGAGUGUAGAGCAAGAGGACGUUGCCGACGAGCGGCUAGCCACAGCACAGCAGCAUGAGGCGGCAAAUCAGGAGGAGGUAAGCGAUUCCGAUAAGGCAGCAACUGACAGCAACAGCAACAACAACAACACCAACAUGAAUGAUAUACACAGCCAGGAAAUGGUAGCUGAUGUGUCCGCAAUGUUGCAAUUUAAUUUCAAGCAAGAGCAUCAUGACAACAACAAUGAGGAGCAUGUUAUCAACGAAAAUAUGCUGAAGGAGCAACAGCUGGCCGUGGGUGGUGUGGCAAAGAGCAAUAGUGCGAAAAUAAACGCUGAUACAGAUGAGAAAGCGGAUGAGAAGACAUCAGCAACAACAAGUACGGACAGCAUUAAAAAGCCUUGCAACAAAAUUAUACUGUACAAAAAUGAUGGCUGCCUAAGCGUAAAACGUGAAGGUAGCAACAACAACAACCCUAAUGCAAGUGCCAACUCUGAAAAUAUCAGCGAUCGCUUGCGACGUCGCAUCAGUCGCAAUAACAGCAGCAAUAUCGCCCAGUUGAAUGGUUGUGUGAACAAUAAUAAUAAUAAUAACAACAACAACAACAACAAUCUUAAUAACAUUAAUAAUGGCGAUGAGCAGUCAACUGCUGCAGCUGCUGCUGCUGCUGCUGGUGGCGUACAACAACAACAAGGCCAUAAAACUAUAUUAGUAAAUGCCAAAACUGGUCAGGUUAUAAGUAGGAAUUAAUUUUUUUUCAUAAAGAUUACUGUUAAGUAGUAAUGCGUGUGUCCAUAGUAGUGUGCGGGAGCAUAUGUAAAUGAAAGAAAACAAAGAGUUUGAAACUAAACGAAGAAGGGUGGCUUGUAUAUACCUUAAACAAUUUUAAUUUUGACCACAAAGAGUCUUAAUGCGUUUGAGACAGAAAGCAAAAUUAUUUAAAAAUAAUUUUCUCUCUUUUUACCGAAGAGCUGGAGCGGUUUGAUGGAAUGGCACUUUUUUUUGCUUUUUUAAUAAUUUUUAUUUUGCGUCUGCAUAAGUUCUUUGUUUGCUAACAAAAUGCAUACAUACAUAUAUACACACAUAUAUUCGUGAACAUAAUUUUAUUAUUAAAUAUUUAAUGCAAUUUCGGCUUAAUAUAUUGUUUAUAUUGCUUAGCACUAUUUGUUGUUUUACUUAUUUGUGUUAAGCGCAAAAGCGCAUAUUUUGUUUCACAUAGAAAAUAAAAAAUAACAACAACUUACUUGUUAUAUGUUAAACUAA